AUUUUAAUCUGUUUCUGUUUGCUAAUUUUAACGGUCACCUAGAUCUAGCCUAAUCAUACAUUUUGAUUUAACUGCUUGCUGCUUAUUAUUUUAUCGAGUGGAAGUUGCUGCUGGAAAUUGAAAUGUCUGAUAUACAAUUACUGAAAUCUAUUGGUGCGGAUUUCAAGAAUUUAGACAGAAGUAUUAUUCCCGAUGCAGCAAAUAUGGCUAGAAAAAUGAUGGCUCAUGAAGCUUAUAGCAAUCCGGAUUACAAUUGGUCUCUUGAUGACUUCGAUAUUGGGUAUAGGCUUGGACGUGGUAAAUUUGGAAGAGUAUUUCUUGCCAGAGAAAAACAGACUGGCUAUGUAGUUGCAAUGAAGACACUCCUGAAGAAGGAAAUUGUCAAAGGACGUGUUGAAACUCAAGUUCAACGUGAAAUAGAAAUUCAAAGUCGUUUGAAGCACCCUAAUAUUUUACAGAUGUUGUGUUGGUUCCAUGAUGAUUACAGAAUAUAUAUAAUUGUUGAAUAUGCUGGUAAAGGUGAAUUAUAUGGUCAUUUACAGAGGGCACCAGGGGGUCAUUUUGAUGAACAUCUUUCUGCAAAGUACACAUAUCAAGUUGCUGAUGCCUUGGACUAUUGUCAUGAAAACCGUGUAAUACACAGGGACAUAAAACCUGAAAAUUUACUUCUUACAUCGAGUGGUGAUAUUAAAUUAGCUGAUUUUGGUUGGUCAGUUCAUGCUCCCUCUUCUUCAAGAAAUACAAUGUGCGGUACAUUGGAUUACCUUUCCCCAGAGAUGGUAGAAGGGAGAGAUUAUAAACAUUAUGUAGAUUUAUGGUGUUUAGGUGUCCUUUGUUAUGAAUUUUUGGUUGGUAAACCACCAUUCGAAAGUGCAGAAGCAGAAGAAACUUAUAAAAAGAUCAAAAGAACAGACCUGACUUAUCCUGAUCAUAUUACUCCCCCAGCCAAAGAUUUGAUAUCGAAGUUGCUGGUUCAUGAUGGUGCAAAACGAAUGAGUUUAAAGGAGGUUAUGAAGCAUAAGUGGAUAGUGACGAAUAUGUAGUUUUAUUAAUUUUAUUUGUUUGAUAUACUGUUUUUAUUUAUUUUAAUCGAUACUAAUAACACAAUAACAACUUUUUUCUUUUAAUCAGAAAUUUUGUUUUUGUGGAAAUCUUUAUUAUGUAGGUACAAGUUGACCAUUAGGAGAAUUUAGAUAUUUGUAAUGAUAUUUCACACCAAAACAUAUAUCUUUUAUCAAGGUGUUGUAUAAAUUAUUCUUGUAUUCUAGUUUUUAAUGAUGAAUAAAUUUUAUUUAGUAAAA
Harmonia axyridis is the source of this 1301-nucleotide messenger RNA. RefSeq names its product aurora kinase B-like. Gene Ontology annotation, molecular function: protein kinase activity; ATP binding. The record is from RefSeq and is a predicted model, not a curated record. Gene Ontology annotation, biological process: mitotic spindle organization; regulation of cytokinesis; protein phosphorylation. Bases 123 to 1043 code for a protein of 306 amino acids. Lineage: Eukaryota; Metazoa; Arthropoda; Insecta; Coleoptera; Coccinellidae. The transcript has 6 exons. Gene Ontology annotation, cellular component: spindle midzone; spindle pole centrosome; chromosome passenger complex.